Teleopsis dalmanni is the source of this 828-nucleotide messenger RNA. RefSeq lists its product as uncharacterized. Lineage: Eukaryota; Metazoa; Arthropoda; Insecta; Diptera; Diopsidae. The coding region runs from base 1 to 828 and encodes 275 amino acids. The record is from RefSeq and is a predicted model, not a curated record. The transcript has a single exon.
AUGUUUAGACAAAUCUUAGUUGACUCACGUGACCGCUGUUUUCAAUAUAUUUUAUGGCGUGCCUCAGAAAGUGAAGAGAUACAUACCUAUCAACUCAAUACUGUUACAUACGGAACAGCAAGUGCACCGUUUCUAGCUGUGAGAAGCCUACACUACUUGGCUGAUGAAUAUGCUUUCGAAUUUCCAAUUGGUUCAAAGUCAUCAUUCUACAUCGAUGAUUUUCUAUGCGGAGCAAACUCAUUAGAUGAAUUGUCAGCAAUAAAAUAUGAAGUCUUUAGUAUUUUGCGAAACGGUUGUAUGGAAGUCGCUAAGUGGCAUUCCAAAAUCGAAACAUUUGUCGACGAUAUCACUAUUAAGGAUUUAAACCUCACUGAUACUUCAAUCACUAAUGCAUUGGGCAUUAUGUGGGAUCAGACGCAAGAUCAAUUUUUGUUUUCAUUUUCACCAAAAGAUCUUCACAAAGGUAACUUAACAAAACGCUCUAUUUUAUCGCUCGCUUCAUCACUAUUUGAUCCACUUGGACUGCUUGCGCCACUACUCAUUAUUGCAAAAAUAAUUUUAAAAGAAUUGUGGCUACUCAAAUUAAAUUGGGAUGAGACAAUACCACAGAAUUUAUACACUGCGUGGGAAAAUUUCCUGAAACAACUAUAUUCACUAUCUUCAAUUGUUAUACCGCGCUUUUGUCUCGGUGUCAACUCACAGGUUAUUCAAUUACUUGGCUUUUGUGACUCAUCCUUAAAAGCCUCCAACACAAAACAUUGUUGUAAAUUUGCUAUGUGCAAAAUCUCGCGUAGCUCCUACGAAGAAAAAGUCGUUGCCGAAACUUGA